AUGGGUCAAGCAGCUAGUUCUUCUCUCCCUUUGCGUCGUACAAGCAGAAAAAUUAAACCCAAAGUCGACCCCGACUUCGAGUACGACUACGUCCAACAGCGUAUUGACCAACUGGACCGCGAGCUCGCUGCCUCUGGACUAUCACCGCGUGUUUCUCAGGUUCCUUCGUCGCCCGGUCGCUCUUCCAUUCUUUUACGGCAGAUGACCGAGUCUCCUGCGACCUCUCAGCCUGCAGACCUUACAGCUCAAACAAUUUCCUCCGAGCUUCACCUCGCCCAGCUCCAGCGAGAUAAGUUAGCCCUGGAACUCGAGGUUCUUAAGCUUCGUACCGCCGCCGCGGAGACCAAGUUUACUGAUGGAGCGGACCCUUCCAAAUCUGGUAAGGAAAGAAAAAAACGUACAAUCGACUAGCCUGCGAACCGCAGACGCAUUUCCGGUCGUCGCUUUCGGAGGGAGAGAAGCGACACUCGACUGGCCCCACGAGUUUUGUCCUGGUGCGCCAACAUCAGACUUCGAGAACUUGGAGCUGGCCGACUUUGUCGCAGGUUUUCUAAAAAUGAUCAAGCCCUACGAGGCCACGCGCAAAGAGGUCAUGCUCCAGCUCCUCGAAUUGCCUAUGCUCAAAGCUUCCAGCUACACUUGGAAGAGCGUAAGAGGUUUUUACGCUCACAUCGCGAAACAGGUCGAGUUGUGUCGCCUGGAAUUCAACGAUGCCACUCAGAUUCGUGAUGCAGCCACGAUUUUCUUUAAGCAUUCAGAUUUACGGACUUCAACCCCUCAGCCACGCUCAACUAUUUCGGCUGGGGGCGGAUCCCCUUCUGGUGAUACCAACACUCGAUCUUCGAAGUCUGACGCUACACAGGGCAAGGCUUGUCGUCAAUGGAACUACACUGGUUCUUGCUCGUGUGAUACCGCGAGUUCGUCGUAUUCAGGGCAUCAUAAAUGUCGA
Molecule: messenger RNA, 949 nt
Organism: Porites lobata
Lineage: Eukaryota; Metazoa; Cnidaria; Anthozoa; Scleractinia; Poritidae
Source: the annotation of a GenBank genome assembly